AUGGGGAACCCAGCUGUGAAAAAACGGAAUGGAAUAAUGCCGAUUGAAAUAAAAAACGAGCUAGAUUCCGCUUUGGAAGACUCUUCUCCAUCAUUUUCAACAGUGAAGAAAUGGGCUGCUGAAUUUAAACGCGGCCGUUCAUCCAUCUUUGACGAUGAACGUUCGGGUCGUCCGAAAACCGCCACGAAUGAGGAAAUCAUCCAAAAAAUCCACGAUAGCGUGUUAAAUGAUCGACGAAUAAAAAUGCGUGAGCUUUCUCACAUUGCAAACAUCUCAAUAGAUCGUGUUCACAACAUCUUACAUGAACAUUUGCAUAUGAAAAAGCUCUCGGCGCGAUGGGUGCCGCGUUUGUUAACGGUCGAUCAGAAACGUAUUCGAAUGAACAUUUCUCAAGAGUGCUUGGAUAUGUUUGAACGCAAUUCAGCCGAAUUUCUGCGACGAUUUAUCACUGUCGAUGAAAUACGGAUUCAUUACACGCCAGAGACGAAACAACAAUCAAAACAAUGGGUGGAAGCGGAUAGAAGUCCAAAGAAGGCAAAAACAGUUCUAUCAGCUGGAAAGGUGAUGGCGACUGUUUUUUGGGAUUCGCAAGGUGUGGUGUUUAUAGAUUAUCUAGAAAAAGGCAAAAUCAGUGGAGAGUAUUACGCAGCAUUGCUAGAGCACCUGAACAAUGCUAUUAAGAUCAAACGUCCUUAUUUGGCAAAGAAAAAAGUGCUUUUCCAUCACGACAAUGUACCUGCUCACACGUCUUCAAUUGCAAUUGCAAAGCUCCAUGAAUUGCGUUUCGAAUUGUUACCACACGCACUAUACUCACCAGAUUUAACUGCCGAGAACUUUUCGAACUAUCCUCGUAUAUACAGUAGCGCAAUUUGGGUGGCACCCGAUUGA
Molecule: messenger RNA, 888 nt
Organism: Camponotus floridanus (Florida carpenter ant)
Lineage: Eukaryota; Metazoa; Arthropoda; Insecta; Hymenoptera; Formicidae
Product: histone-lysine N-methyltransferase SETMAR-like
Exons: 3
Coding region: 1-888 (295 amino acids)
Molecular function (GO): nucleic acid binding
Source: RefSeq, a predicted model, not a curated record